AAUAUAUCUGAUCCUUCUCAAUCUUUUAUAUUUAACCUAAUGCCAUUAAUUUCUACCCAUCACCAUCCAAUAGCCCAUUCAUGGAGUCUCAGGAUGAACUCCAGGAACCCAUUUUACAGUCACUGCCUGAUCCACCUGCCCAUUCUGAAGGGAACUCCAGGCUCGAAAAGGUGCUGAACGAUCACCAAUUGCCGUACUUCAAGCGCCUCCGUUUGGCUUCAUGGAUUGAACUUAAGCUCCUCUUCCGCCUGGCUGCACCGACAGUUUUUGUUUACAUGAUCAACAAUUUGAUGUCCUUAUCCACCAGAGUCUUCGCCGGCCAUCUCGGUAAUCUUGAGCUUGCUGCUGCCUCUCUUGGCAAUAGCGGCGUCCAACUCUUUGCCUAUGGCCUCAUGUUGGGGAUGGGAAGUGCAGUGGAAACUCUAUGUGGUCAAGCUUAUGGAGCUCACAGAUAUGAAAUGCUUGGCACAUACCUCCAAAGAGCAACGGUUGUGCUAACUAUAACUGGGAUACCAAUUACUAUGAUUUACCGUUUCUCAGAGCCUAUCUUGAUCUUACUAAGAGAGCCAAGCAAGGUGGCAGCAGCCGCAGUGUUUGUUUAUGGUCUAAUACCUCAAGUUUUUGCCUAUGCUGUGAAUUUUCCGAUACAAAAAUUCCUUCAAGCUCAGAGCAUAGUGAACCCACCUGCUGUUAUAUCAGCAACUACUCUUGUGCUGCACUUAUUUCUCACCUGGCUUGCAGUGUAUCAGAUGGGUUUGGGAUUAAUAGGCACUUCAUUGGUGUUAAGCUUGUCAUGGUGGAUCAUAGUUGGUGCCCAGUUUAUUUAUAUAGUAAAAAGUAGUAGGUGUAAGCGGACAUGGAAUGGUUUUACCUUGCAGGCCUUUUCUGGACUUUGGGAGUUUGUGAAACUAUCACUAGCAUCGGCAAUAAUGCUGUGCUUGGAGACUUGGUACUUUCAGAUAUUAGUGUUGAUUGCUGGUCUGCUCAAGAACCCUGAGAUUGCCUUGGAUUCCCUUGCUGUAUGUACGGCUGUAAGUGCGUUGCUAUUCAUGGUCUCAGUCGGAUUCAAUGCAGCUGCAAGUGUCAGAGUUAGCAAUGAAUUAGGAGCAGGGAAUCCCAAGUCAGCAGCAUUCUCAGUUGUGAUGGUGACUCUGGUUUCCUCCAUAAUAGCAGUUAUAGAAGCUGUGAUUGUGCUUGCUCUACGCGAUGUAAUUAGCUAUGCUUUCACUAGUGGAGAAACUGUAGCCAAUGCUGUCUCAGAACUUUGUCCUUUUUUGGCAGUCACCCUAGUACUUAAUGGCGUUCAACCAGUCCUCUCCGGGGUUGCUGUUGGGUGUGGAUGGCAAGCAUUUGUGGCAUAUGUAAAUGUGGGAUGCUAUUAUGUGGUUGGAAUUCCUGUGGGUUGUCUUCUUGGGUUUAGGUUCGAUCUUGGUGCAAAGGGAAUAUGGGGUGGGAUGAUAGGAGGAACUGUGAUGCAGACUUUUAUUUUAUUAUGGGUGACUUUGUGCACAGAUUGGAACAAAGAGGUAAAUGCUCAAAGGACUUUGAAUGAGUUUAAUUACUAUGCAUGAAUAUUAUACUGCCAGAUUUCUUGUUAAUUAUUUAUGAAUUAUUUCAAGUUAAUUAACAACUGAUAGGUACCCUCAAGAGUAUGUCAAGGGUAAAUCCACUUGUUGGCUCUGUGUUAAAAUAAUAAUAAUGAUAAAUUACAAUUACUGAAGUAUGGCGGUAUAUGCAUGUGAAAGGAAGGUAGUGGAAAUUGAGUCUGGACCCACAUCUUCUUUCCUUAUCUGAUACUCUUUUGUCCAGCAAGUGAUAUAUUAGCUAUAAACAGAGUGAUAUAUUAGAUGUAUAAGUCGGUUAUUUUAGCCACCGUAACCAACUCAUAUAUAUAUAAAACUCUUGUAUUUGUGUAAAAGAUAUAUGAGAGGUGUGAAGUGUGUGAGUAAUGAGAAAAUCUUAAAGAAAAAUAUUGUCUUCUCAUAUUGUAAUCUCUUCCACAUAUACUGAAAUUCUCUUCUAUUGUGUGUCUAUUUCUAUCUUUUUCUUCAACUCUGUUAUUGUUGUCAGAUAUAUUUCCUGUACCCAAACAACAAGAUCAGUUUAUAUA
Molecule: messenger RNA, 2110 nt
Organism: Hevea brasiliensis (rubber tree)
Lineage: Eukaryota; Viridiplantae; Streptophyta; Magnoliopsida; Malpighiales; Euphorbiaceae
Product: protein DETOXIFICATION 40-like
Exons: 6
Coding region: 81-1571 (496 amino acids)
Biological process (GO): xenobiotic detoxification by transmembrane export across the plasma membrane
Cellular component (GO): membrane
Molecular function (GO): antiporter activity; xenobiotic transmembrane transporter activity
Source: RefSeq, a predicted model, not a curated record